This is a messenger RNA of Bursaphelenchus xylophilus (pine wood nematode), 1475 nucleotides long. The record is from the annotation of a GenBank genome assembly. Lineage: Eukaryota; Metazoa; Nematoda; Chromadorea; Rhabditida; Aphelenchoididae.
AUGGUUUUACGCGAGUUUCCGACUCUACAGAAGCAAUUGCAACAGGACGAGGAAAAGAUCUGGUAAAAUAACCUGUUUUUUUAGAAAGACUCGAUUUAGGACGAAAAUAUUGGAGGAUGUGAGCUCAGAAUCAAGUAAAGUGACUCAAGGCGGGGCUAUUGUAAUGGGUAUGUUUGAAUAAUGUUAUUAUGGGGUCUAUGGCGCUCUGGUGGCUUAUAGUUGGAUUCGUUCUCUUUCUUCAGGGGAGCCGUUAUGUGGGAAGUCCAGUCUAAUUGCACGGAUGGUGAACUCGGAUCGAAUUCCUGUCCCAUCCGUUUUCGAAUACAAUUUUUUGACUGUCCAUGCAAAUGAGGAUAACCGUCAGACCUAUCAGAUUACAAGUUCUACAGCCCCAUUUGGUGCCCAUGAUUCCAUGAAUCUUCCUCUUUGGCUUUGCGACGGUUCCGAACAAUCAACGCCAUUGUUCGAAUUUGCCUUUCCCAAACAAUUGUCCAAGUUGGUCGUUGUUUUAUGUGCCUCCGCUUCCAAGCCGUACAAUAUAAUUAAAUCUCUGAUGGCUCUGUACAAGAUUGCAGAACAGAGAAUCGAGCAACAUUAUUCAGAAGAUCAAAUCAAGGACGCCAAAGCUGCACGUAUGGUUAAGGGUUUUUUUUAAAUAUUUUUAGAGGUUCGAUAUUGGCAAGAAUAUGUGGAACCAGCCGAAAGCAUGUACAUAGACAACACCGAAUUUAGGUCAGAGGUACUGGAACUAGAACAAGGUGUGCUAACUGACAAUUGUGGAGCUACAGUAAUCGUUGUUUUAACAAAGACUGAUGAAACGCCAAUUACCAGUGCGGAAGAUGUUGGCCGAUUGCAAUUUCAAUUGCGACGAUUCUGUCUUCGCCUUGGCGCUUCUCUUGUAAGUAUACUUUAAUUCUUGAAGGUGUCUUACAGUUUUAUACAUCCGCCAAAACGGACACAAAUACUGCACUGUUGAGAAAAUAUAUUGCCCAUCGCAUAUAUGGAGUGCCAUUCAGCAAACCAGCUCAUAUUGUGGAUGAGACAAGCAUCUUUAUCCCCUCAGGGUGGGAUUCUAUGAAGAAAUUGGACAGUGAAAAAGAAAUGCUCAAGAACCCAGACCAGGAGUUCGAGUCUAAUGCAGAGGAGUUGCCAUUAUCUGGCCGCGAUCGAUUCGUAGAAUGCGAGGAUGAGCAGGGAUUCCUACAGCGACUGGCCAAGGCUUUAGCCGAGAACCCGGCCUCUCCGAAACGAGAAGGAAACGCACCCAAUGCACUCACAAAUGCACCCAAUCAGACAGGACAGUCUCCCCUCGCAAACUUCUUCGGAAGCUUAAUCAAAAAGGAUGGCGCUGGUAGGAGAGAUAGUCUUUGCACUAAGUUCAUCAUGUUUUAGCAUCUCCAAGGUCUAAUUCUAGUGCAGAAGCCACAGCUCAUUUCCAAAAGCUUGCUGCAACAAAGAAGGAUGGCCAAGAGUAG